Paralichthys olivaceus (Japanese flounder) is the source of this 1032-nucleotide messenger RNA. The record is from RefSeq and is a predicted model, not a curated record. NCBI's taxonomy places the organism in Eukaryota, Metazoa, Chordata, Actinopteri, Pleuronectiformes, Paralichthyidae.
GGUGCUGCAGCAGAACCAGAGGUUUUCACUCAUGGAGGAAAAGUACAAAUCUCUUCAGGGGAAAACUUCCAGUCUGUUCAACAUGGAGGAAGAAGUCCUCAGAGUUUCUAAGAAGUGCGAGAGCGUCCAGCUGAUGCUGGAGGGUCUCGGGGGUCAGCGGGGAGCUCUGCGGCCCCAGCUGGAGGCUCUGGAGCUGGACGUCGGCCGGCUGAAGGAGUGGGCGUCUGGGCUGACGGAGAAACGAGCUCAACUGCAGACCAGCAUGGAGGCAUUGAGAGACGCUGUGGGGCAGAUUGAGGGACGCACCUCGACCAUCACGAUGGACUUUGCCAACAAGGUGGCAUCAGUGAGGACAGAUGUGCGGAGGAUGGACGGCCUGCACUCUGAGCUGGAGUCUCUGCUCGCUAAGGUUGGAGAGCUGGAGGACCAGACCACCCGGUUGGAGCACAGCAUGGUCAAACGCAUCGGGGACGUGCUGACCAGCAGCAUGGACCGGGUGUCCAAUCUCCGGGCUGUGUCCGAACGCAACGCCCAGGCCAUAGAGCAGCUCCGCAGGCGCAUCCCUGAACUCACCACCGCAGACGAUCAGAUCUCUGAGCGUCUGAGGGAGCUGGAGAGCGGCAGAGCUCGACUCAUAAGGACGGUGACCUUCGCCAGUGACCUUAAACCAAAGGUGGCCGCCAUCAAGAGGGACUUUGGGGCGUUUGAGCCUCAGCUGUCGGAUCUGACUCUGCGGAUCGGAAGACUUGCAGAGGAUCUGACUAAAAGAGAGCAGGAGAUAACUGAGCUCAGACAGACUCUAACUAAUCUAACUGCAGUAGAGGGAGAUUUAAGUGUCACAGCCAAACAGGUCAGUGAAAUAGCUGAUAUAUCUGAUAUUGGAGAGAUGCACCGGCCAACAUGAGUCCCAUCCUCGGGACAAGUUUCAGACUGGCUGAAGGAUUUCAUUAGUUUUUCACUCUGUUUUACAUCUGGUCAACUGUCAAACUACUGUACAGAGGUUUACUGAAAUAAAUAUGAAACAAACUCGGA